AUGCACCGGGCCGCUGUGCUACGUCAUUUAUGGCAACGGUCCUGGACCCCAGCCAAUCUUCUGACUGCGCCCAGGCCGGCCUCCUAUCUUUGUUUCGGCCAUCGCGUAAUCGCAAGAUCGGUCGCGACAACCGCAACCACCGCGGACCAGCGCUUGAGCCGAAGCGACCAUCCAGAUGCGUUCACAGGCACCGCCACUCUGCCGUCCCGCAGAGAGGCAAUUAGGAAUGCCAAGCCGUUUUCCGACUUCCUCACAGAUACCUUCAACCGACAGCACGACUAUCUCCGUAUCUCACUGACGGAAAGAUGCAACCUCCGAUGCCUAUAUUGCAUGCCCGAGGAAGGAGUACCACUUUCCCCGGAUCGCGAUCUGCUCACAACCCCGGAGAUCGUCCUGCUGUCGUCAGUCUUCGUCUCACAGGGCGUCAGUAAAAUCCGUCUCACAGGCGGGGAGCCCACAGUGCGCCGGGACAUUGUGCCCCUGAUGCGCCGCAUAGGCGACCUGAGGUCCCAUGGCCUGCGCGAGCUCUGCCUCACCACCAACGGAAUCGCCCUGCAUCGCAAGCUGGAACCCAUGGUCGAGGCCGGCCUCACUGGUGUGAACCUCAGCCUGGACACGCUCGACCCGAAUUUGUACCGGAUCAUGACGCGGCGCGACGGCCUCGAGGCGGUCAAGCGUGGUAUUGCGCGAAUCCUCGAUAUAAACGAGCGCGGCGGCCCGCAGGUGAAACUCAAGAUCAACUGCGUUGUCAUGCGCGGGAUGAAUGACCAGGAAAUCAUCCCUUUCGUCGAGAUGACGCGCGAUCAGGACAUCGAGGUCCGCUUCAUCGAGUACAUGCCCUUUGACGGCAACCGGUGGAGCAAAGGCAAGAUGUUCAGCUACGAGGAGAUGCUAGACCGGAUCCGCGAAGUCCACCCGGGCCUGGAGCGCCUGAAGGGCCACAAGAACGACACGAGCAAGACGUUCCAGGUGCCUGGGUUCAGGGGGAAGGUUGGCUUCAUCACGAGCAUGACGCACAACUUUUGUGGGACGUGCAACAGGCUGAGGAUCACGAGCGAUGGGAACCUCAAGGUGUGCUUGUUUGGCGAUGCAGAAGUCUCGCUACGGGAUUUGCUGAGGCAAUCGAAUGAGGGUGAACCCAUCGAUGAAGAUGCCAUCGAAAGGCUGCACAGGAUCGCUGUUCAGCAGAUGUUGGAGGCACGACAGUCGGCGAGUGAAACCACUGAUAUCGACACCUCAUCGAUGCCCAUCGCCAUUCCAAACUCCCAAGAACUGCUUGAUUUGAUCGGAAUGGCAGUGAAGCGCAAGAAGGCGAAGCACGCCGGGAUUGGCCAGCUCGAGCAUAUGAAAAACAGACCAAUGAUUUUAAUUGGCUUUUGGAGAAAUGGCCAAAGUAUCCCCUGGAAACUGCUAGGCCCUGGCGGAGGUACAGGCGCGUCUGCCCCAGGCGCGUUUUGGCAGGCGGCGAGGCGGUUCACGAAGACUGCGCGAAAGCUGGACAAGACCGAGAAGGACGAUGCACCCACAAAACCACGGCUCACGCACGUUUCUGACUCUGGCGCCGCGCACAUGGUGUCCAUCGCGGCCAAGGCGGUGACCUCACGCGUCGCGACGGCGGCGUGCACGGUGGUCUUCAGCAACGCGACGGCGGCGCGCCUGAUCCGAGAGAACCAAAUGAAGAAGGGCGACGUGCUGGGCGUGGCGCGCGUGGCGGGCAUCAUGGCGUCCAAGAAGACGUCGGACCUCAUCCCGCUCUGCCACCCGAUCCCCAUCUCGCGCGUGAGCGUCAACCUCGCCGUCUCGGACCCUUCGGGAGGGGACAGGGAAGCGGCGGCGGCUGCAACGGUCGAGGUCAGUGCGACGGUCGAGUGCGACGGCAAGACGGGCGUCGAGAUGGAGGCGCUCACGGCGGCCAGCACGGCGGCCCUGACAGUCUACGACAUGUGCAAGGCGGUGGACAAGGGGAUGCGGAUCGAGGGUCUGCGAGUGGUGCUCAAGGACGGUGGCAAGAGUGGGCGGUGGGUUGAGGGCGGCCGGGAGCCGUCUACGGUGCCGGGGACGGAGUGA
Molecule: messenger RNA, 2067 nt
Organism: Pyricularia pennisetigena
Lineage: Eukaryota; Fungi; Ascomycota; Sordariomycetes; Magnaporthales; Pyriculariaceae
Exons: 2
Coding region: 1-2067 (688 amino acids)
Biological process (GO): Mo-molybdopterin cofactor biosynthetic process
Molecular function (GO): metal ion binding; cyclic pyranopterin monophosphate synthase activity; GTP 3',8'-cyclase activity
Source: RefSeq, a predicted model, not a curated record